AUGAGAAUUCCCUUCUUUUCGUGGCUCGUCUUGGUGCCCAUCUGCACACUUUUCCUCAACUUCUCUACUGUCUUUGUGGUGUCUCACCAAUGUUUGGGCAAUCAACGGUUCUUGUUGCUCGAAUUGAAGAAGACCCUUAUAUUCGAUUCUACUUUGUCCACAAAACUUGUUAAGUGGAACCAAAGUGUCGAUUGCUGUUCUUGGGAUGGCGUAACCUGCAACGAGGGACGUGUUAUUGGUCUCGACCUGUCCUUUGAAUUCAUCUCGGGUGGACUUGAUAAUUCAAGCAGCCUCUUUAGUCUUGAGCAUCUCCAAAGCCUGAGUUUUGCUGUUAACAACUUCAAUUCUCCGAUUCCAUCAAAGUUUGACAAGCUAGCGAAUUUGAGUUAUUUAAGUCUAUUCAACGCCGGCUUUGUAGGGCAGAUUCCUAUUGCGAUUUCGCGCUUGACAAGAUUGGUUCAUCUUGAUUUAUCUUCCUAUUCAUCUCCGCUGAAACUUCUGAAUCCAAAUUUAAAUGUGCUUGUUCAAAACCUUCCGGAGCUUGUGGAACUUUAUCUUGAUGCUGUAUUACUAUCAGCACAUGGUAAAGAGUGGUGUCAAGCUUUAUCAUCUUCAGUGCCAAAUUUGAGAGAGUUGGACUUGUCAUGGUCCAAUCUUUUGGGCCCUAUUGAUUCCUCCUUACGGAAUCUUCAGUUCCUCUCAAUUAUUAAUUUGUCCGGUAACAAUUUUUCUGCUCCAGUUCCAGAAUUUUUUGCAGAUUUCAAAAAUUUGACGUCCUUGGAUUUCUUUGAUAGUCAGCUGAAUGGAAAAUUUCCAGAAAAGAUAUUCCAGGUUCCAACUCUACAAAUGCUUGACAUGUCAUAUAACUCUCGACUUGAAGUUUCUUUGCCAGAAUUUCUCCCAAAUGGAUCUCUUCAAACCAUGGUUUUUAGCUAUACAAAUUUUUCUUCGUCAUUUCCACCUUCUAUCGGUAAACUUAAAAUGUUGUCAAGAAUAGAUUUUGUGGGAUGCAAUUUCCACGGAUCAAUUCCAGACUCAAUUGCCAACCUCACACAAUUGGCCUAUUUGGACUUGUCAAACAACAAUUUCAAUGGAUCAAUUCCAGACUCAAUUGCGAGUAUCACCCAAUUGUCCUAUUUGGACCUGUCAAACAACAAUUUCGAAUCAAUUCCAGACUCAAUUGCAAGCCUCACACAAUUGUCCCAUUUGGACUUGUCAAACAACAAUUUGAAUGGAUCAAUUCCAAGCUCAAUUGCGAGCCUCACACAAUUGGCUUAUUUGAACUUGUCUGACAACAGUCUCACUGGAUCAAUUCCAAAUUUCAGAAUGUUCAAGAAUCUGACUUUCUUACUGCUUCCUAAUAAUAAUCUGUCUGGUCAAAUUACUUCCACUCAGUGGGAAGAACUUUUGAGUAUGAAUUCUCUUGACUUGAGGAACAAUUCAUUGAAUGGGAAGAUUCCAAUUUCUCUACUUUCCCUUCCAUCAUUGCUAGAGUUAUAUCUUUCACACAACCAAUUUUCUGGCUCCUUGGACCUUAGUGUGAUUCAAACGUUUGGAAGGCCUUUGAAGCUUGAACUUUCAUACAACAACUUGUUGGUUGAAUUUAAUGGUUUUAACAUUUCGUUAACCUCAUUUCCCCAAUUUUCCUACUUAGGAUUGGCUUCUUGCAAGUUGAAAGUAUUUCCUGAUUUCUUGAGAAACCAAUUGAGUUUACAAUUUCUUGACCUUUCAAACAACCAGAUCUAUGGAGAGAUACCAGCAAGCAUCAGUCAAUCUCUUGCCACCACUAACUUCUUGUUUCUUUCAAGUAAUAAAUUGAAUGGGAGCAUCCCUAGAUCAAUAUGCAAUGCUACAUAUCUUCAACUUCUAGAUCUAUCUAAUAAUUCCUUAAGUGGCACAAUUCCCCAUUGCUUGAUUGAGAUGAGUGGAAGUCUUCUUGUGUUAGAUCUAAGGACAAACAACCUCAAUGGCACAAUUCCUGAUGCAUUUCCAGAUAAUUGUGGUUUACAAACUUUAUCUCUCAAUAAAAACCAACUACAAGGGCGGCUACCAAAAUCUUUGGCCAAUUGCAAUGAGUUGGAGGUCUUGGACAUUGGAAACAACCACAUCGAGGGUACCUUCCCAUUUUACUUGAAGAAUGCAUCCAUGUUGAGGAUUCUUGUUUUGCGAUCUAACAAAUUUUAUGGGCCCAUUACUCAUCCAGAGCCUAAUGCCACCUGGCCGAUGCUUCAAAUUAUAGACGUGGCUUCAAACAAUUUUACUGGUAACCUUCCAAUAAUACCUCUUUUGACUUGGAUGACAAUGAUGAAUCGUUCACCUAAGGCCCAAUCAAGGCUAAGUUACCUUGGAACUAGUGUGGAUGGAAUUUAUUAUCGAGAUAUGGUAACAGUUACUAUCAAGGGUGUAACGGAGGAGUUGAAGAAUAUCCUACAAAUCUUCACCACUAUUGACUUUUCUUGCAACGGUUUUGAUGGUCCAAUACCUAACGAAAUGGGAGAAGUCAAAGUGCUUCAUAUUCUCAACUUGUCGCAUAAUGCUUUGACAGGCCAAAUUCCAACAUCUUUGGGGAAAUUGAGGAAUCUUGAGUCACUAGACCUGUCAAGCAACAAGCUUUCUGGUAAGAUUCCUUUGCAACUUGCCGAUGGUCUUAUUUUCCUAUCAGUUCUCAACCUUUCCUUCAAUCAGUUGGAGGGGAAAAUUCCAUUCAGCAAGCAAUUUGCUACAUUUUCGGAAACUUCCUUCAAAGGGAAUGAAAGAUUAUGUGGCAUCCCUUUGAAAUCACACUGCACGUACGAGGAGCCGCGAUUGUCACCUCCAACAUAUGAAGAAAAACAUUGGAAUUCUGGGAUUGAGUGGAAUUUCAUAAGUGCUGAACUGGGAUUUGUUUUUGGCUUUGGAAUUGUCAUUGGGCCUCUUAUGUUCUGGAAGAGGUGGAGGUUAUGGUAUUACAAACAUGUUGAUGACAUUCUUUUCAAGAUCUUCCCUCGAUUGUAUCUUGGAAAAGAAUACCAUCAAAGGCGCAGACAUAGAAAUCAGAGAGCAAGGCACUAG
Molecule: messenger RNA, 3051 nt
Organism: Corylus avellana
Lineage: Eukaryota; Viridiplantae; Streptophyta; Magnoliopsida; Fagales; Betulaceae
Molecular function (GO): protein binding
Source: RefSeq, a predicted model, not a curated record